CCAAAGUCAGUUAUGUCAGUUACUAUGAAGGUUGUGGUUUUCUUUUGUUUCUUUGCAUUGGCGCACGCUAGACAUCGCGGUAUAUUCGCAUUCGGUGCAUCUAAUCUUGGAGCAAAUCUUGGACAAGUGGCAGGACUUGGUUAUAGUGGCAAUAUGGGCAUUGAUUACGGCACAAAUCUGAUAAAACGUCGCCAUCGUUACGGAUGGCAAGGUUAUGCACCCGGAAACUUUGGAGGAUAUAUCGGUCUCGGCGGAUAUGGUGCAAAUUCAGCCUUCCCCGGUCAAGGGUUACCUCCCAGUGUAAAUACGGUUGCACCAAACUCACCCUACUAUCAAGGAUUCCCUGGCAAUGGGAUAUAUGCAUCAGCAGGACCUUUGGGGACCCCAGCUUAUGGAGGUUAUGGGUACGGUGGAAAUGGAUUUGACUAUGGAAAUACCUGGUAACGGAAAAAUAAAUUUAAAUAAAGCAAAUUGAUAUCACAAAAAUAACAUUUUAUACAAC
Molecule: messenger RNA, 502 nt
Organism: Papilio machaon (common yellow swallowtail)
Lineage: Eukaryota; Metazoa; Arthropoda; Insecta; Lepidoptera; Papilionidae
Product: pupal cuticle protein Edg-91-like
Exons: 2
Coding region: 13-444 (143 amino acids)
Source: RefSeq, a predicted model, not a curated record